Penicillium verhagenii is the source of this 780-nucleotide messenger RNA. RefSeq lists its product as uncharacterized. The record is from RefSeq and is a predicted model, not a curated record. Gene Ontology annotation, cellular component: nucleus. Gene Ontology annotation, biological process: regulation of transcription by RNA polymerase II. NCBI's taxonomy places the organism in Eukaryota, Fungi, Ascomycota, Eurotiomycetes, Eurotiales, Aspergillaceae. The transcript has a single exon. Gene Ontology annotation, molecular function: RNA polymerase II cis-regulatory region sequence-specific DNA binding; DNA-binding transcription factor activity, RNA polymerase II-specific. Bases 1 to 780 code for a protein of 259 amino acids.
AUGUCCCUUGCAAGCUGUCCAUGUGGUUGCUCCUACUAUCCGCCGGCUACACCACUUGACUGGACCCACGACUCUCCAAAUGCAUCGACCGACUGCCAUCUCAUACCACUAGCUGCACAACCAGAGUCGCAAUGGCAAACCCUCGAACCAGGCAUGCCCGAUCUCCCAAUCGAUAUCGUGGGUGAAACCGCACCACACUGGUCUUGUUGGCCAUAUGCCGACCCCUGGCCGUACACUAAUAAUGCCCUUCUCACGAUGAAUCAUGGCGCAUCUCCCGACAUAGUUCAACCUCCAGGCUUCGAAGUAAUGGACCACCAACCAACGCUUCUCGACACCAGUGUCUAUUCCCAGGGUCAAAAAUCAGACCACGGUGACGUCAUACAGUUUGGAGAAACAACAUUGGAUCCCCCCCUGGAUGUCGUUUCACCCUGUUCUGAAACAUUCAAAUGCGAGUGGGAGAAUUGUUCGUUUCUCGGGACGUUCGGAUGCAAGACCGAUCUGGUGGAUCAUGUUGGAAAGCACCAUACAUCUCGCAUGACGGGCAGAUGCCAAUGGAAGGACUGUUCCUGCCCCACAAUCUUCAGUCGCAGCGGCGACUUGAAGCGUCACACCGAAACGCAGCAUACAUGCCGCACCAUGCAUCGAUGUCCUCUCCCAGAGUGCGAGUCCGAGUACAAUAGGCGUGAUAACCUGCGGAAGCACUGGCGAACAAAACAUGAGAGACUUGCAGGCACAUUGACGCUUGAAGAAUACAUAUCGCUUGAUGUUAGUCUGCCAUAG